AUGUCCGAUAUAUACUGGAUACAAAUUACUGAAGUUUGCUCCUUCGUCGGAUUUAUGCUCUCAGUUCUAGGGAACAGUACACUUUUAGUACUGCUCAGUGGAAAAUCCAUAGAUGGAAUUGGCACCUAUCGGUACUUGAUGAUCACUUUCUGCGUUUUCAGUUUAUUAUUUACGAUAUUAGAGGAUUUUAUCAGACCGCUGAUGCAUCACUAUAACAAUACCAUAAUUGUUUUACAACGCAAGCGGUUUCAGUUUUCUGAUUCAACGGCUAGAAUCUUGACAGUCUCUUACUGCGGCUGUUUCGCGAUGUGCUUCGUGAUGUUCGCCGUUCAUUUCAUCUAUCGAUAUCUAGUUGCUUGUCACCCGACAAAAUUGCACUAUUUUCGACCCAAAAAUUUCAUUUUCUGGCUGUCCGGCAUGUUAUUCAUAGCAGGAAGCUGGGUUGCAAUUGCAUAUGUCUUUUUUCAAGAAGACCUAGAAACCAGGACGGAUUUGGUAUUUAUUUUGUCAACUUGUUAUAAUUUAACGCCAGAUGAUGUCGGACAUGUACCGUAUGCUUUUUACAAAACUCAAGGAAAUACACGAGUAAUUCGAUGGGAUAACAUGAUUGGAGUAAUUCAUCAUAUGAUAGUUAUGACAAUCUCUAUAAGUGCCGUUUUCUACUUUGGCAUUAAAACCUACACUCGAAUAAUGAGUUUCAAGGGAAAAUCCCAGAAAACCAAGGAUCUCCAGAAUCAAUUUUUCACUGCUCUAGUUGCUCAAACCGUAGUCCCUCUGAUUUUCAUGUUUAUCCCAAAUAUGGUGCUCACUACGGCAGCCCUUAUAGAUGGCACAUUUGGCUCAUGGGCCAAUAUUACUGUAGUUAUGAAUCAUUUGUAUCCGGCUGCCGAUCCAUUCGUUAUACUGUUCAUUAUUAAGGGGUUCCGGAAUAGUAUUAGAAGAAUUCCAGAUGUUAUAUAUCGCUGCACAAAAACGAAAAAAGCAUCGGUUAGCUCAGUGGUCCGUGGUAUUGAGGCUCAAAGCAAGAAACAAUCUUUUUCUCGAGUUGAUAUUUAA
This is a messenger RNA of Caenorhabditis elegans, 1056 nucleotides long. RefSeq names its product Serpentine receptor class r-10 (gene str-114). The record is from RefSeq and is marked reviewed. Gene Ontology annotation, cellular component: ciliary membrane; membrane. The transcript is spliced from 7 exons. Gene Ontology annotation, molecular function: G protein-coupled receptor activity. Gene Ontology annotation, biological process: G protein-coupled receptor signaling pathway; detection of chemical stimulus involved in sensory perception of smell; signal transduction. Lineage: Eukaryota; Metazoa; Nematoda; Chromadorea; Rhabditida; Rhabditidae. Bases 1 to 1056 code for a protein of 351 amino acids.